AUGUCGAAUUCUAUGAAUGAUCCAGAUUCAAAUGCAUCAGUAUUGAACAAUAUUAAUUCAAAUGGAACCAAUACGGAUAUUUCAACUGUAACAUCAACACCAUUAUCACAACAGAAUAUUGGUGGUCGAAAAUUGACUUCUAGAGUCUGGCUAUAUGCGAAGAAAUCAGAUGAUGGUCAAGAAGCUGCUUGUUUGCUAUGUGAUUAUACAUGUUCAUGUCGAUCACAUUCUACAUCAACAAUUCGACAACACCUUAUUAUUAAACACAACAAAUUAGAUUUGAUAUUAAAAUCAUCAUCAGUUCUUGCAAAAUUUAAAAUUUCAGAAGGUUUAAAAAAUGAACUGCAUCAACUAUGUUAUUAUGCAAUUAUUAAAGAUGGUCGUCCAUUCAACGACCUGAAUAAGAUUGGUAUUACAGCUUUGAUAAAUAAACUUUGUCCUGAUUAUAAACCACCACAUAGAAAUCAAGUUGUUCGGCAUUUAAAAGAUUUAAACAAACAUCAUCAUGAUCUAUUGAAAGAAGAAUUAAAAACAGUUUAUCGAUUGAGCAUUACACUCGAUUUCUGGUCAAACCGAAAAAAUGAAUCAUUUCUAUGUAUUACAGGUCAUUGGAUGAAUAAUUCUCUUGAUUCUAUUUCGAAAAUCAUUGAUUUUUCUUGCUUCAAUGAACGACAUACAGCUAUUGAAAUUACCAAGGUUUUGAGAGAAAAAAUGAUUGAUUUAGGUGUUUAUGACAAAGUUUUUUGUAUUACUUGUGAUGGUGCUGAAAAUUUGGUUUUAGCUUGCGAGUUGUUAAAUGAAGAUAUUUUUAGAAUUUGGUGCUAUGCUCAUAGGCUUCACUUGGUGGUUAUUAAUGCUUUAGGAUUUUGGAUGUCUAACAAAAAGAAAAAUACUGAUGAACCUGGUUAUUCAUCGGCAAAUAUUUUGACAUUCAAUACUACAACAUCUAAUGUUACUGAUCUAGAAAUUGAACAAGAAAACAUGGAUGUUGAAUGGGAUCUUGAAUUAAAUGAUGAUUCAUGGAACAUUAAUGAUGUUGAUUUAAUUGAUGAAACAGAUGCGUAUGAUACUAGUAAUGCUACAGCCAAUACUGAAUUUAGUGAAACGACAGAUUUCUAUGAUGAUGAAAUUAUUAAUGAACAAGAUAUUGUUGAAUUGAUGAAUGAUAGCUGGUCAAAUGUUAUUAAAGAUCUUGUCAAUUUAACACAACCACAAAAAUUAAUUCUACAAGUAUUAAAAAAAUGUCGUGCUAUUGCAAAAAUUUUGAAGAAAUCUUCAUUGAUAUCACGUUUUGUUCGUAAAGAACAAGAUUCAACGAAAUCAAAAAAAAAUAUUAGUAAUGAUUGUCCAUCAAGAUGGAAUUCAACGUUCAAUUUAAUAGAUGCCAUUAUUGACCUGAAACACGUAAUUAUCAAAUUGUUUACUGAUAAGUGGUCAUUGAAUUUACGAAAAGACCAAGUAUCUAAGUUAGCAAAAAUCGAAUUAACAAGUGAAAAUUGGGAUUUAUUAUCAGCAUUACAUUUUGUUUUAAGACCAUUUUUUCUUGCAACUAAAAUGAUGUCUGGAAAAGAAUAUGCUACAAUUGGCUUAUCGUAUUAUGCUAUACAUGAAAUUAAAUGCUUUUGUGCUAAGGAGGAUAAAUGUUCUGAACAAAGUAAAACUUUUAAAAGAUUAUUAGCCGACAAAUUGACCAAGUACUUUUAUUCUAAUUCUGAACAAAUUCAUCAUUUGCAAAGAUUAGCAUAUUUUGAUCCAACAUCACAUUUGUGUUUAAAUGACAAAGAAAAACAACAAAUUGAACACUACAUAAGAAAACUUAUAACAGAUGAUGUUUAUCCAUUAGAAUCAUCAUCAAAUGAUAAUUUGACGAGUUCAUCAACAUUAUCAGCACAAAUUCAAGUGAAACCAUCUAUUUUUGACGAAUUUAUGGCUGCCUGUGGUCAAGAAGAGAUUAUAUUGACAAGUAACAUGAAAGAAAAAAGCAAACGGAUCAGCAUAAAUGAAGAAUUAAAAUACUUCAAACAAGUCGUCCAACAGUUUAAUGCAGCAGUACAACCAUCAACAAAAUCUGCCAAAAACUUUUGGAAAGCACAUAAAGAUCGCCUACCAUUAUUAACACACUUGGCCAAAAUACAUCUAUCAGCUUGCGCCACAAGUGUGCCAAGUGAAAGUGCUUUUUCACAAUCUGCAUUCAUUGGUCGCAAAGAAAGAAAUCGUAUUACUGGCGAACAUCUAGCAUAUUCUGUUUUCUUGAAAGACAAAUUAUAA
This is a messenger RNA of Rotaria sp. Silwood1, 2268 nucleotides long. NCBI's taxonomy places the organism in Eukaryota, Metazoa, Rotifera, Eurotatoria, Philodinida, Philodinidae. The record is from the annotation of a GenBank genome assembly.